AUGGCCUCCCAACUACACCAAGAGGCCAAGCCCUCUCUGCGACAGAGGGGCACCAAUGCUCUCAAGUGGACCAUCGGCUACAACGACACCGAAAUGAAGCGUCUCGGUGUCCCUGUCGUCAGCAGUCGUGACUGGCUUGCCAACAUCUUCAAUCAUCCCGGUUCCAAGGCUGCCGACUACUUUGACAGUCUCUUUCCCUUCCGCAAGUGGAUCGCCUCGUACAACACCCAGUGGCUCAUCGGCGAUGUCAUUGCCGGUAUCACUGUCGCCCUCGUCGUCGUUCCCCAAUCCAUGUCCUAUGCCAAGCUUGCCGGUCUCAAGCCUGAAUUCGGUCUUUACUCGUCGUUUGUUGGUGUCAUGGUCUACGCCAUUUUCGCCACCUCCAAGGAUGUCACCAUCGGUCCCGUCGCUGUCAUGUCGCUCCAAACUUUCAACGUCAUCCAACACGUCAUGAACAAGACCAACGCUUGGUCUGCCGAAGUUAUUGCCACCGCGCUUGCCUUUCUGUGCGGUGUCAUCUGUCUUGGUAUCGGUCUCCUUCGCAUCGGCUUCAUCAUCGAGUUCAUCCCCACCCCUGCCGUGGCUGGCUUCAUGACGGGUUCCGCCUUCCAGAUCGCCGCUGGUCAGGUGCCCAAGCUGCUCGGUCUCAGCAAAGUCAACACCAAUGGCAAUCCCGCUUACCAGAUUGUCAUCGACACGCUCAAGGCGCUCCCCCACACCAACAUCAACGCUGCCUUUGGUCUACCAGCCCUCUUCUUCCUCUACUUUGUCAAGUGGCUCUGCGGCUGGCUCCCCACCCGUUACCCACGCACCGCUCGUACCAUGUUCUUUGUCUCGGUGCUGCGUAACGCCUUUGUUAUCAUCGUCUUCACCGUCGCCUCGCGCAUUUGGUUGGGCCAUUACAAGAACCCGAAACAGUACCCCAUCAGCGUCCUCCUCACCGUUCCCCGUGGCUUCAAACACAUUGGUCAGCCCGUUCUGAACACCACCCUCCUCUCCGACCUUGCCCCUCAGCUGCCUGUCUCGGUGGUUGUGCUUCUUCUCGAGCACAUUGCCAUUGCAAAGUCUUUCGGUCGUCUCAACAACUACAAGAUCAACCCCAACCAGGAGCUCAUCGCCAUCGGUGUCACCAACCUUGUCGGCCCUUGCUUCGGUGCCUACGCUGCUACCGGUUCUUUCUCGCGUACCGCCAUCAAGUCCAAGUCUGGUGUGCGCACUCCCUUGGCUGGUUGGUUCACCGGUAUCCUCGUUCUCAUCGCCAUCUACGCGCUCAGCGGUACCUUCUACUGGAUUCCCAACGCUGUCCUUUCCGCCGUUAUUAUUCACGCCGUCACCGACUUGCUCGUGCCCUUCUCGGUCUCAUACAAGUUCUGGCUCAUUAGCCCCUUCGAGCUCAUCAUCUUCCUCGGCGCAGUCUUUGCCACCGUCUUCUCCAACACCGAGAACGGUGUCUAUGUCUCGGUAGCUGCCUCGUUGGCACUGCUCCUCAUCCGCAUCGCCCGCCCUCGCGGUCGAUGGCUCGGUCUUGUCCGCGUUCACCACGGCACCACCUCCCCUCACUCGUCCGCUGUCACACUCUCGCAUCGCGAUGUCUUUGUGCCUCUCGACGACAAGGACGGCCUGCGUGACCCCUCGAUUCACGUCGAGCCUCCCCCGCCCGGUGUGCUCAUCUACCGAUUCGAGGAGGCCUUCACCUACCCUAACGCAUCGCACCUUGCCGACCUCCUCAUCGACCGAGUCAAGGAGCAGACGCGUCCAGGCAAGCCUACCUCCAACAGUCGGCUCGGUGACCGUCCCUGGAACGAUCCUGGCGCGCCCAACCCGGCUCUUGUCAAGGCUUUCCGCGCGGCUACCUGCCGCGGACGCAAAAACGAUCUCAAUGACGCUGAUGUUGCCGCCCACGUCGUCGACAGGCGCCCUAUCCUUCGCGCCAUGAUCUUUGACUUUAGCUCGGUGAGCAAUGUCGACACAACUUCGGUGCAGACGCUCGUCGAUGUUCGCACUGCCGUCGAGCGAUAUGCCGAUGCCAAGGUAGAGUUCCACUUUGCCAACAUCCUUUCGCCUUGGAUCCGACGUGGUUUGCUCGCCGGUGGUUUCGGCCUCGGUUUCCCAUCCAAGCGUAUUACCGAGAUUGCGCCUGUCGUAUCGCAGCCUCAGAACAUCACGCUCUCGGCUGACGAGCUUCGCGCACGUGAACAGGCUGAGGCUGAACGCCGCGCCAAAGCCAUCGAGCGUAUGAGCCACAAAUCUGCCAACGAGGGUUCAGCAUACCCCUUCCAGGGGCGUCCUAACAAGCAGCUUACCGAGCUUGAAGCUGGUCUUGCUGGUGAUGGAGCUGUCGCCAGCCGGAGCCGCGUCGAUCUGCACGACGACGAUGACGAGACCGAUCAGAUCCGCAAGGUCACCAUCGGCGAGGCGUUGUACGAUGUGCACACGCUUGAUCAGCGCAACGGUGAAGCUUCGUCGUCGAACGAUAACACGCCUUCGCGCGAUAGUGUCGAGAAGAAUUUGGAGGAGGGCAACUACCCGGCUGGUCGACGACCAUCUGAGCCUGCCAGCAUUGGAAUUCCCUUCAUUUGGGGCAAUGAUCUGACACCCUUCUUCCACCUCGACCUCUCGGCCGCGCUCGCAGCUGCGACUGAAGGCCUGGGCGAGGAUUCACAGCUCAGCUCGAGCAUCGACAACAAGCUUUAG
Molecule: messenger RNA, 2694 nt
Organism: Mycosarcoma maydis (corn smut)
Lineage: Eukaryota; Fungi; Basidiomycota; Ustilaginomycetes; Ustilaginales
Product: putative Sulfate permease
Exons: 1
Coding region: 1-2694 (897 amino acids)
Biological process (GO): transmembrane transport
Cellular component (GO): membrane
Molecular function (GO): sulfate transmembrane transporter activity
Source: RefSeq, a predicted model, not a curated record